Molecule: messenger RNA, 3316 nt
Organism: Camellia sinensis
Lineage: Eukaryota; Viridiplantae; Streptophyta; Magnoliopsida; Ericales; Theaceae
Product: DNA (cytosine-5)-methyltransferase CMT2
Biological process (GO): negative regulation of gene expression via chromosomal CpG island methylation
Cellular component (GO): nucleus
Molecular function (GO): DNA (cytosine-5-)-methyltransferase activity; DNA binding; chromatin binding
Source: RefSeq, a predicted model, not a curated record
UCCUCAUACUUCACAUUCACACUCGCAUUUCAUUUCCAAUUGACUGCUCUCACUCUCUCUCUCUCUCUUUCUCUCUCUCACUCAUCCAUUGCUUUCUUUACUAGACAAGUCACCCACUCUUUGUCGUCACCGUCGACGCACAGGAUUCCAUCUUCAAAUUCAAACACUCAUAAAUGCCAAUAAACUAACCACUUCUCUUUCUCUCUCUCUCUCACCCAUCAACCCUAGAUUCUCUUCAACCAACAACAAUGGCGACAGACGAAGCCACCGAGAAAUCCAAGGAAUCUGAUGCUGCAUUGGAGCUGAAACCGCCAUUGAAGAAGGCUAAGACAUUGCUUGAAAAGUCUGAUGGGUAUGAAACUAGCAAUGGUGAUGUGAAGUGUGUGUUUUCAGCAAUGCCUGAGCCACCGUCACCGUCGGGGACCAAUUCGGAUCAAACAGAGCCGUUCGAAGUAGCUGAGACUGAAGUGGAUGUUGAAUCAAAGCCUGGUUUGAUCGAAUCGAUUGAUGUUUCGGGCGAGAAGUCUCGAUCUGAGGCUGAAGAGACUGAAACGAAGUCUACUUUGAGUGAUGUGAUUGUUGAGAAGUGUUUGAGGUCUCGGAAAAUCCCAUUUCGAAUCGUUGAGGGUGAAAAUGGUGACACUACCAGAUUGGGUUCGGUUGAAUCGAAGGUUAAUGCAGUCGCUUCUUCGGAGAAGAAGGAGAGGAAACAGAAAGUCACGUCUUUCUUCAUCGGAGAGCCAGUUCCGGAAAUCGAAGCUCGAGAAAGGUGGGGUUGGCGAUAUGAUUUGAAGAGUCAAAGAUCUAAGCGCCAAAACUGGAAAUUAAACGCUGGUGAGGAGGAUGAAAUAAUUUUGAAUGUAGAAUGUCAUUAUACUCAAGCUAAAGUCGACAGCUGCAUUUUUAAUCUUGGAGAUUGUGCACACAUAAAGGGUGAUGGAAGACAAAAACAUGUUGGCCGGAUCUUGGAAUUUUUUAAAACAACAGAUGGCGACAAUUGUUUCAGGGUUCAGUGGUUUUAUAAAGCUGAAGAUACGGUUAUGAAAGAAGAAGCUGCUUUCCAUGACAAGAAACGUUUAUUCUAUUCUACUUUACUGAAUGAUAAUUUAUUAGAUUGCAUUAUUUCAAAAGUCAGUGUCAUUCAAAUAGCUCCAACGGUAUGCAGUCUAGGUUUGCAACCAUACUCUGUUCCACCAUCUGACUUUUAUUAUGAUAUGGAGUACUGCGUAGAAUAUUCAACAUUUCGCACCUUAAUGACCAAUGAAUCUGUGCAGAGUUAUGACUUACCUACAUCCGAUGACAUUGAGGCUUUCCGUUCCUUGAUCACUGCGACUCCUUUGGGGGAUAAGCCCAGUUGUGAACCUUACAAAGCUGAGUUGGCAUUGUUAGAUCUUUACUCUGGUUGUGGUGGAAUGUCAACUGGAUUGUGCCUAGGUGCCAAACUUUCGAGUGUUAAUCUUGUGACGCGUUGGGCUGUUGAUGCUGAUAGAUCUGCAUGUGAUAGCUUGGAACUGAAUCAUCCAGAAACACAAGUUAGGAAUGAAACUGCUGAGGAUUUUCUAGAACUUUUGAAGGGAUGGGAAAAGCUUUGCCAGUGGUAUGUGUUCAAUAAUUUAGACAGACCAUUUAAAUAUAGAGCAGAAGCCAAGAGAGAAGUCAAAAGCAAUGUAAAUUCUCCGUCUGAUGUUAAGAUUGCUUCUGGAGAAUAUGAAGUUUUGCGCCUAGUUGAUAUUUGUUAUGGAGAUCCCUGCAAUACAGGCAAGCAGGGGCUAAAAUUUAAGGUUCGCUGGAAGGGAUAUAGUUCGGGUGACGACACCUGGGAACCAAUUGAAGGAUUGAGUAAUUGCCAAGAACGAAUACAAGAUUUUGUUCAAAGUGGAAUUAAACAUAAAAUCUUGCCACUUCCGGGUGAUGUUGAUGUGCUCUGUGGGGGCCCUCCAUGCCAAGGAAUUAGUGGAUAUAAUCGCUUUAGAAAUGUUGAUGCUCCGUUGGAUGAUGAAAGAAAUCGUCAAAUAGUUUUCUUUAUGGACAUUGUGAAGUUCUUAAGGCCUAAGUAUGUCUUGAUGGAAAAUGUUGCCGACAUUUUAAGGUUUGAUAAAGGUUCUCUUGCAAGAUAUGCAUUAAGUCGUCUGGUACAUAUGAACUACCAAGCAAGGCUUGGAACUAUAGCGGCCGGCUGUUAUGGUCUUCCACAAUUUCGGUUGCGUGUUUUCUUGUGGGGUGCUCUUCCUACUGAGAAACUACCCCAAUUUCCACUUCCUACACAUGACGUUGUAGUUAGAUAUGGGUCACCAUCUGAGUUUGAGAGAAAUAUUGUAGCAUAUGAUGCAGGCGAACCUCGCGAACUUGAAGAUGCUGUCCUUCUCCAUGAUGCCAUCUCUGAUCUUCCAGCUGUUACAAACCAUGAAACUCGUGAGCAGAUUACAUACGAAAUGCCUCCGGAAACAGAAUUUCAAAAAUAUAUAAGGUUAACCAAAGAUGAGAUGAUGGAAUUUGCUAAAAAGGGAGUUAUAGGUGCAAAAAAGCCUAUAUUAUAUGACCAUCAGCCUUAUCAAUUGUCUGAGAAUGAUUAUUUACGAGUUUGUCAGAUUCCACACAAAAAGGGUGCGAAUUUUAGAGACUUCCCUGGCUUGGUUGUUGGAAGUGAUAAUGUGGUUCGUCGGGAUCCAACAAAGGAGCAAACGAUGUUACCGUCUGGAAAGCUAAUGGUACCAGAAUACGUCCUCAAUGUUGAAGAAGGGAAAUCUAGAAGACCAUUUGCAAGAUUAUGGUGGGAUGAAACAGUGGCAACUGUAAUUACUUUUCCUUAUGUUCGCUGUCAGGCAAUAUUACAUCCAGAUGAGGACAGAGUCCUCACUAUCCGAGAAUGUGCAAGGUUGCAAGGCUUCCCUGAUUUUUAUAGGUUCUGUGGGUCAGUUAAACAAAGGUACCGUCAAGUUGGAAAUGCUGUAGCUGUUCCUGUUGCACGAGCCUUAGGAUAUGCCCUGGGAAUGGCCUUUCGAAAGCGUGGUGGGAAUGAACCACUCAUGACCCUACCUCCCAAGUUUGCCAUCCAACGAUUUCCAACUGACGAAAUUCUUCUACCAUGAACACAUUAAUAUUUAUUGUAUUCAAUUCAUUGCCAUAAUGUGACAGUGAUAAGCAUCAAACCCUGUCAUUGUUGAACUGUCUGCAUAAUUUUCAAAUUUACCUUUUCAUGAAUAUGGUUCAAUGAUGUGUAAAUUUAUGUACUCUGGUCGUCCAAGCAGCACAAUGGUCUGCUUCCCAUUGCUUUAGCCGUUUUAAAUGAGAGAAAUUUAUUACAGAAUUUGUUUCA